AUUGCUACCUGAAUUGGAUCGAUUGCAUAGCGCCCUGCAGGGGUUUCCAUAGUGAGUUUCAGAAGUGUUCAGCUCUGUACGGAGAGCACUGACUUCCUGGUAUAGGAUCAUGGGCAUUUUUCCUCACUGAUAGCACCAGGAGAGCAUUCCCAGCGAUGUAAACAAGACGGAUACGUGCGCUUUAGAACAAGGUCAUGAGUGCCUCUAGUAGCGGACCUGUGGAGAACAAUCUGACCUCUGUGAAAGCUCACCUGGGCUCUGGUGUCCCAGCAUCCUCUUCUCUCCCAGCAUGACUUCUGAUACAGAGCAGGAUGCUGCCUUAAAACUUGAACAGGAGAGGGCGGAGAUCGUGGCCAAAUAUGACAAGGGAAAAGAAGGAGCGACUGUGGAACCUUGGGAAGAUGCCAACUUCCACCUGUACAAAGUCAUCGACAGAUUCGGCUUCUUGCAUGCGAAAGAACUGCCAUCAUAUGACUCAGUGGAAGAAAAGCAAAAACACCAGGAGGUGGAACGUACUACAAAAUGGCUGAAAAUGUUGAAGAGUUGGGAUAAAUACAAGAACAGUGAAAAGUUGGCGAGGAGGAUCUACAAGGGCAUUCCUCUCCAGCUCCGGGGAGAAGUGUGGUGUCUCCUCCUGGAUAUUCCCAAAAUAAAGGCGGAGAAGAAGGACUUCUAUGAGAACCUAAAGCACCGGGCGAGAGGGUCGUCUCCCGACGUCCGUCAGAUCGACCUGGACGUAAACCGCACGUACCGUGACCACAUCAUGUUCAUGCACCGCUACGACGUCAAGCAGCAGGCCCUGUUCCACGUCCUCACCGCCUACUCCAUGUACAACACGGAGGUUGGCUACUGUCAGGGCAUGAGUCAGAUCACAGCUCUGCUGCUCAUCUACAUGAAUGAGGAGGAUGCCUUCUGGGCCCUCGUCAAGCUGCUGUCUGGUCAGAAACACGCCAUGCACGGUUUCUUUAUUCCUGGUUUCCCCAAGCUGAUGAGGUUUCAGGAGCACCAUGAACGCAUUCUGAAGAAGAUGAUGCCCAAACUCAAGCAACAUCUGGAUGGCCAGGAGGUGUUCACCAGCCUGUACACCAUGAAGUGGUUCUUCCAGUGCUUUCUUGAUAGAACGCCUUUCACCUUGACUCUCAGGAUAUGGGACAUCUACAUCCUUGAGGGAGAGCGAGUCCUUACUGCUAUGUCCUACACUGUCCUCAAACUCCACAAAAAGCACCUACUGAAGCUAUCCAUGGAAGACCUUGUGGAAUUCCUACAGGUCACCUUGUCCAAGGACUUCUUCUUCGAAGACGACAUGGUGAUCGAACAGCUGCAGAACUCCAUGUCGGAACUGAGACGCUCCAAACUAGAGCUACCUGCACCAGGUAAAGAGGAUGAGUUUCCCAAGAAGCCCCUGGGUCAACUCCCGCCCGAGCCAGCGGCCACCACCGCCAACCACAUGGUGAACGGGCAGAGCCACAUCGCCAGGCCGGAGCCACAGCCGGUGCCCGAGGCCGGGCCGGACCGCCCCCCGGAGAGCCGGCCGAACAGCCGAGCCCGGCGGAACUCUCUGGAGAAGCUGGUGCGGAAGCACAAGGCCGAGAAGCGCGAGGCCCGUUCUCGGGGGUCCGGGGAGCUGGAUUCCGAGAAGCCGGCCCCUGCGGCGACCUCGUCUCCGGGGCCCGCGGUGCCAAACGCCGCCGCCGCCCAGGAGGAAGCCAAGGCGAGCAACCACGCCACGGCCAACCACAACUCCAACGCGGUCCCCAGCCCCCGCAAGGACAUCACGCCGCGCUGGAUGAAGCCCUCGGAGACCAAGCUGGAGGCGGCCAGGUCUGCCGCAGCAGAAAGCGGCAGGGCGCGAGGCCUGGCCUACAGCCGGGGUGCCACGCCACCGUCCCCUGCCGGCCUGGAGGACUCCCAGCUCCCCAACCGCCGGCCCCGCUCCCGCGGAGGCUUCGUGGCCAACGCCAACCGGGGGUCCAACGCCUCGCAGUACGACAACGUCCCCGAGCUGGAGCACGACUCCAUGGAGGAGCAGGAGCUACCGCCCUCGCGCGGGCAUUUCGGGCCCCCGACGCCCAAACAGAGCAGCCCGAACCGACCGCCUAGCAGCGCUGGAAGUGUGACGGGACCCCGGGUCCAGAGACACGCGCUGCCGGCCAGCAGCCCGGACCCCAGGCCCGUGGGGAAACCCCCUCCGAGCUACCCCAACACCUCUCACCUCGGGACACCCCUCCAGCACUCUCCAGUGAGGCCCGACGCAGCCCUGGCCUUCCACACACCCUACAGCAUACCAGUGGACCACAGGCCGGAGGGGCGCAACUACGGCACCACAGUGAGGGCUCCCACCGGCCUCUCCCCUGAAAAGGCCCUCAUGAACUCCUACGCCACCUACCGCCAGCCUGCCCGCAUCACGGUGGCCCCGGCGGAGCAAAACGCCCAAUUCGACAGCUCCGCCUCCAGCAGCUACUUGAGACAGCCGACCAGGCUGAUCGGCACAGCAGUGUACCCGCCCUCAGACUACGGGCAGGAGGGGUGGAGGGGGGUGGACCCACCCCUGCUCUAUCACCCCGAGGGACACGGUAGCGGGGGGCGGCAGUGGAGUCAGGAAAACGAUUCCCCCCCGUCUCAGAGCGGCAUGCCGCGAUCGCCCAGUUUCCGAAUGGCGCAGAUGGCGCCCGUGAAUGAGUUCCCCUACCCUCCUGCUCCAGACGGCCCGCGCCAUUACAGGACACAGUAUCAGGAGCAGCAGCCUCCUCCCAGGCAGCAGCAGCUCCCCCCAGUGUUUGGAGGACCACACUACAGGCAUGCUCCAGAAGCGUUUGCCAUGCAAGAGUCUAUGUUGCUGUGAGUGUGAGAGAGAGAGACUCUGAACUGCUGCAGGGUCACCUGCAUAGUCACAAAAGCAAGGAAAGUUGCAACUAUUCUCAUGUUUCUCUCUACUGUUUUUUUAUUGUUGUUGUUUUUAUGUGACAUACUGAGCUUAAGUCAUAAUUAUGUGACGGGGCACACCAGCUUCUGAGGUUUUAUGAAUCAUAUUCGUUUAAGUACUUUUGAGUUUUUUUUGUUUGAACAUUAACCAGAUGUUUAUUGCUUAUCAAAUAGAUUAGAACAAAUUGUACAGUAAAAGUUUAGUUAAUAUACAGAGCUGUUUAUGAUUCCUCAUUAUACUGAUCUUGAGUUCUUUAUUUCCCCAAGUGUCAAAAAUACAGUAACUUUAUUUUGAAAUCUUUAUAUUUUUUUUACCGGGUUACUUCCAAAUAUCUACUUUAGAGGUCAAUUUCUUUUAUAUAGUUGUGAAUAUCAUAUUUUUCCAUAAGAGGAAAUAAAGCUCUAUCUGAUAAGAAUAUGACAAACUUGCCAGAGCUGAAAGUAUUUUCAUUCUUUCAGUGACUACAAAUGGUAAGAUGCCUCUUGUAAUUUUACCACAUAAACUGCAUUGAUUUCCCGAAUUUGUCUCAUUCAAUGCAUUUCUGUUGCCUGUAAAACAUGUCUUCAAGUGUACUCUGAGAAUUUAGUUCAAUGUAAAACUAAUCAUUUUAAUACUAUGGUAAAUUCACAAUCUUCACUGUUUGACAGUUAAAACAAAAUUCAUAUUAACAGCACAUUAACAGUAUCUACUACAGUGUGGUGCUGAAAGGAAACUGUAGAUACAGUAGCCUCAUAAGUUUCUCAGGUGGGAAUUAUAAUGUGCAAAGUGUAUUUUAAUGAGUGUAUAUCAAGCACUGUGUGGCACACUACAUACGGCCCUAGAAUGCUUUUUUUAGUUUUGUAUUUAUUCCAUAACGGAUCCCACUUAAAUCAGUCACUGACGCAUUCCCCAGUAGAUCUGCAAUCAUUCCAAAUGAUAUUUCAGUUUGGUCAUGGAAUAUAUGAAUGACAGUAUUGUAUACUGACUCAGAUUCACAAUGAGAUUAUUGUGUUUUUUUUGUUUUACAUUGUAGAACCAGGCACUCCUCAGUCAUUCAUUCCUCAGAUCAGAAUCGGUGGAAAAAGCAAUUGGAUUUGCCUUCUCCUUACUUUUCCCCUUUCAGAGGGAGAGCCUGCUGGGGCUGAAACUCUGAAUUUACAGGACGGCUCUUUUUCAACACGUGCAUCUGUCGUGGCGGAAGAUGCAAAAGGCAUUUACUGUGUAAGUGCAGCUGGAUGGACGCUAGCGCUACGUCACCACGUUGCUGCAGUAACAUCACAGCAAUGAGUUUGAAGGUUGCUUGUUAACUGGGAACAAGCGGUGUAUGUUCACUAAUGGUGAAAAGAAAUAGACAAUAGACUUUAUAUCUAUUUAAUACACUAUAUUUUCUUAUUCCAUUUGGAGUGGUUUGUACUAGCACUGUAUGAGGCUUUUAUUUUGGAAUCAUUUUUUAAUGCAAAUUAAGUAACCAUGCAGUAUAUUUUCCUUUGCUGCAGUGUCAGUCUUGUUUAUUGUAAACUUGAUCUUGAAACAAACAGAAUAGCCUGACAAACUCAAACAGUAAUCCUUAUUUCUGCACCAAGCACAGCCUUGCGCUGUGUAGCCCUGCUGUAAUCUGCGUUCAGUGUGGAUGAGCCGUUUGGAUGCAGCAGCUCCGCAUUCUGCUCGCAUGCAUGUUAUCCUUAAUUUAUUCCUCUAAUCCUCACCCUCAGACUCACUCUUUUACACUCUAACCUGCUGACAUGGGCAUUUUGAAGGGUGUUGAUGUCAAGAUUUUAAAUUUCAACUGUAUUCUCAGUGUUUAAAUGCAAUCUUUCAGAAAUGAAGAGGCUAAUGGCAAAGAAAAAACAAAAAUGUCUUGUUCUUUACUUGGCUUCCAACUCCUUGCUGUGUUACUCCUUGAUCACAAGGAUAAUUUCACUCUCAAAACCUGUUACAGUAAUGUUUCCCACCCCAAAUUUCCACCAUAUUACUAAGUGAAUACUGUUGCCUAAUCAAUAAAAAAAGUCUUUAUA
Molecule: messenger RNA, 4917 nt
Organism: Conger conger (European conger)
Lineage: Eukaryota; Metazoa; Chordata; Actinopteri; Anguilliformes; Congridae
Gene: usp6nl
Product: USP6 N-terminal like
Exons: 15
Coding region: 290-2842 (850 amino acids)
Source: RefSeq, a predicted model, not a curated record